This is a messenger RNA of Strigops habroptila (Kakapo), 5702 nucleotides long. It is a transcript of the gene SIDT1, whose product is annotated as SID1 transmembrane family member 1. NCBI's taxonomy places the organism in Eukaryota, Metazoa, Chordata, Aves, Psittaciformes, Psittacidae. The transcript is spliced from 26 exons. Gene Ontology annotation, cellular component: membrane. The record is from RefSeq and is a predicted model, not a curated record. The coding region runs from base 185 to 2713 and encodes 842 amino acids.
CAGGAGGGUCCUUGCCCGGGUAGGGGUGUGGGGCUGCUCCCCCUGCGUGUCGCCGGGCUGUUCAUUUAAAUUGCAAAUAAAGCGGCUCGGCGCCCGCCCAGCCGGGGGGAGGCGGGUCCGGGUGCUGCACCGGCCGGCGGGCGUGAAGCUGCCCCGCGGGGCUGGCAGCGGCACGGGCGAGCCCAUGGCCGGGGUGGUGGUGGUGGUGGUGGCGGCGGCGGCCCCGGCCCCGGCCCCGGCCCCGGUCCCGGCCCCCGGGGCUUUGCUCUGCGCCCUGCUCUGGGCAGCGGCGGCGGCGGCGGCAGCGGCGGGGGCCGGCCCCGAGGGCAGCCCCGCACCCGGCGCCUUCGGCCGCGUCUACCGGGGCAACGUGAACAUCAGCGCGGAGCGGGUCUACGCCUUCGCCUACCGCAGCCAGCCCGGCCAGGUCGAUGCAGUGCGGGUGUAUGUGAACAGCAGCUCUGAGAACCUCCAAUAUCCUGUCCUGUUUGUGGUUCGCCAACAGAAGGGAGUGCUCUCAUGGCAGGUCCCGCUAAUUUUUCGAGGCCUCUAUCAGAGGACCUACAAUUACCAAGAAGUGAGUCGGACCCUCUGUCCCUCUGAGCCAACACCUGAGACAGGAUCCUCUGACCAGAUCAUAUUUGUGGAUGUCGCUUCCAUGGCACCAUUUAAUAUUGCGUAUGAGCUGCUAGUCACCAGGCUUGAGAACUUCCAACUUGAGACCAACAAAGCCUUUAACUUCACUGCCAGCCCUUCCCAGCCCCAGUAUUUUCUGUACAGAUUUCCUCAGGAUGUCGAUUCAGUCAUCAUUAAAGUGGUGUCUGAUGCAGUCUACCCCUGCUCCGUUGUCUCCGUCCAGGACAUUGUGUGCCCAGUGUAUGACCUGGACCAUAAUGUGGAGUUCAACGGUGUAUACCAGUCUAUGACUAAGCAGGCAGCCAUAACGGUGCAGAGAAAGGAUUUUCCAGGUGAGCAGUUCUUCGUUGUAUUCGUCAUCAAGCCAGAGGAUUAUGCCUGUGGGGGUUCUGUGCCUUCUUCUAUUCAUGGGAGUGCCAACCGUACCUGGAACCUGCAGCGGACAAAGAACCUUCAAGUGACGAUUGUGCCCUCUGUUAAAAAGUCUGUUUAUGUCCAGGCCAUGUUCUUCAGCUUCUUGAGUUUCCUCUCCUUUUACCUGGGCUCAGUGGUUGUUGCUUUUGUGCACUACAUCAGGGUUCAGAGGAAGGCUUCAGCUGGGAGGCUGUGUCCUGAGGAUGGAUCUGGGAUCAUGACGUCUUCACACCCCAUCACAGCCAGCACCCCUGAGGGAAGCAGCUAUGGUGCUAUUGAUGAGUCCAGCUCCAGCGGUGGACGACAGUUUUCUUCCCCUGAGGGCGGGCCACGGGCUGGUUCUGACACAGACAGCUCUGUGGAGGAGGAGAGUGACUUCGACACCAUGCCAGAGAUUGAAAGUGAUAAGAACAUCAUCCGCACUAAGGUGUUCCUCUAUCUAUCAGACCUGUCCAGGAAGGACCGAAGGAUUGUCAGCAAAAAAUACAAAAUCUAUUUCUGGAACAUCAUCACCAUUGCAGUCUUUUAUGCCCUGCCAGUCAUCCAGCUCGUCAUCACUUACCAGACGGUAGUGAAUGUGACAGGCAAUCAGGACAUCUGCUACUACAACUUCCUGUGCGCUCAUCCGCUUGGGGUGCUGAGUGCCUUCAACAACAUCCUCAGCAACGUGGGCCACAUGCUGCUGGGCUUUCUCUUCCUCCUCAUUGUGUUGCGCAGGGACAUUCUCCACCGUCGCGCCAUGGAGAUGAAAGAUGUCUAUACACUGGACUAUGGGAUCCCAAAGCAUUUUGGUCUCUUCUACGCUAUGGGCAUUGCUCUAAUGAUGGAAGGGGUGCUCAGUGCCUGUUACCAUGUCUGCCCUAAUUACUCCAAUUUCCAGUUUGACACCUCCUUCAUGUACAUGAUCGCAGGACUGUGCAUGCUGAAGCUCUACCAGACCCGCCACCCAGACAUCAAUGCCAGUGCCUACUCUGCCUAUGCCUCGUUUGCUGUGGUGAUCUGUCUGGCUGUCCUUGGAGUGGUGUUUGGGAAAAAUGACAUCUGGUUUUGGGUCAUUUUCUCAAUAAUCCAUGUUUUGGCCUCACUGGCUCUCAGCACCCAGAUCUACUACAUGGGCCGCUUCAAGAUCGAUGGCCCUGACUCAGACUUGGGGAUGUUUCGACGGGCAGUGAUGGUGCUGUACACAGACUGUAUCCAGCGGUGCAGUCGACCAAUGUAUAUGGACAGGAUGGUGCUGCUCAUUGUUGGAAACCUGGUCAACUGGUCCUUUGCUGUCUUUGGGCUGGUGUAUCGGCCCAGAGACUUCGCCUCCUACAUACUGGGGAUCUUUAUCUGUAACCUCUUGUUGUAUCUGGCUUUCUACAUCAUCAUGAAGCUCCGCAGCUCUGAGAAGCUCCUGCCCAUCCCUAUGUUCUGCAUUGUGGCCACAGCAGUGGUGUGGGCAGCUGCCCUCUACUUCUUCUUCCAGACCCUCAGCAGCUGGGAGGAGACGCCAGCAGAGUCCCGGGAAAAGAACCGGCCCUGCAUCCUGCUGGGCUUCUUUGAUGACCAUGAUGUCUGGCACUUCCUCUCCGCGGCUGCCUUGUUCUUCUCCUUUCUGGUCCUGCUGACCCUGGAUGAUGACCUGGACGUGGUGCGCAGGGACAAGAUCCCGGUGUUCUGAGUGCCAGGGGAUGGGGGCGCAGGGGCGUCCCAAACUGCUCAGCCAAAGCCACUGGGCCACUGGCAUCUGUGGGGAAUGAGCCUGCUCCUGUGGCCAACAGCACCGUGGGAGCAGGGGAGCCAGAUCCCACAGCAAGUAUGAAGGGUGCUGCAGUAACUGAGGUGGGACUGGGAGGGAAGAUGAUGUUUUCUCUUAUCCCACCACAUCGUCUGGGGCAGGCAUGACCCAGCGCUGAGGCCAGUGCACAGCCCUCUGGCUUACAGGUGCAGUGGGUGCUGGAGCCAGUGAAGAGGGAGGAAGCAGGAGGUGUGUUUGAGACCUUGGCUUUCCUUCCUCCCUGCUGAUGUGCUCUGCUUCCUCUCUGGUGAGCAGGCUUGAGAAGUGCAGUGCAGCUCCUCCUGCAUUGGCAGCUGGUGCCUGUGCCCUGCAGGCUGCUGCCCUCAGAGAGUUCCUUUGGCAUCAUGGGGAGAGCGUUUGGUUCCUAUCCUGCAGCCGCCAAGGGAGCAAAGGACUUCAAACUGAGGUGGCAGUGGGACACUGCUCCUCCUGUAGCUGGUGGGGAGCCAUGGUAACAAACCACUGCAGUGUUGCAGGGAGAUGAUGGACUAGGGUUGCCCAGCAGUGCUCUGCCAGGGGCAGAACCUCCCGCUUUGCUCUUGCAGCCCCUCUCUUACUCAUAUUGAACAGCAUCAGUUCUCGCUGGUGGCUUCCAUGCAAGCACUUCUCAGUGUGAUGGUGUCCUUCGCAACACCAGAACUGCUGUCCUCAAGUGGCCCUAAGAGAGACAGUGUGAUGAAGCUGUAGCCUUGUGCACUGGGCAGCUCCUUGGCAGCUCCUUGGCUCCUGCUGCAUGGCCUUGCUAAAGGAGCAAGGUGGAAGGGAGAAGCCAUCCAGCAGCCUCAGACUUUCUCCUUUCAUAAGCUGGCUUUAGGCAAACUUGGCAAAGCAGGAUCCCUGUUGGGCUGGGAGUGUGGAGGAGAUUUUGGGGCAGUUGGGGUUGAGCUCUUUGGCUAAAGAUCUGGACCAAACUUCUCUGCUCUCCAACUCUUCUGCAUCUGGAAUAAGUUUUUAAAUGGCUUCUGCAUUCUUCCUCAGUUCUUAGUUAUUUAAAAAACAAGAAUAAGGUGUGAAUUAUUUCAGGCCUUGCAUCUAAAAUGUGACCUGUUUUGCUAAUUUUGAAUUAAAAAAGUAUUCUUUGAGGCCUGCUGUCCUUAUUCUUGUCAUUGUCUGAGCAUUUUUCCUUUGGAGUAUGUGCAUGUACCUGGUGAUGCAAAGGCUCCAUUCCACUUGUGCUUACCAAAGCAGAAGGCUGUGGUAAUUUUCUCCUUGGAGAAGUCUGCAUCUCCUGGAAAGGUUUUGCACUAGUUGGUUUUUAUUUUACUUUUCCUAAGUUGGAGUUUGUCAAGAUGGUCAAUAAAAUGAAUGUUCCUGGUUCCCUGCUCUGCAGGGUGAGCUGAAUUCUUCUUGCUCCAGCUUUCAACAGCAGCAAAGAGAGCACUCAGGGCAGAGGGGUGUUCAGUGGUGUCACAGAGCUGCUGUCAUCCCUAGGACCUUCACAAAGCAUAGGUGCAGACAACCUGCUUGUUUUCUGAACCCAACUGCCUUUGUGAGGCUAAAUAAAGAUCAGACACUUGUUUCUCACUGAGACCCCUUCAGCAGAGUGAAGAGAGGCUGGAGGAGGAAUGACACAAAAGGCUGCUAGCUGUUACCUUCCCAGAGAUGGAGCUGUGUUUCAGGCAGGGCAUGCCAGAACAUGCAGGUGGUGGUCCCUGUGUGCUGCCUGGUGUUACAGUGCUUUGGGCUUGACCUGGGAGGUUUGCUGUGUGGAUGGGGUUGUGAAUGAUUCAUGUUGGACAUAGCGAUAUGUUUCUCAGGCUUGUUGUGAAGCACAAGCUUCUCUUCCUUAACAGUGUCAACAUGGGCUGCAGGGAAGGAGAUGACACUUGCUUUUGUCUGAGUAGCACCAGCAGAGGAGGGUCAAGCUGAGGAGAGUCCACACUUUGCUUUCAGCCACCCUGCAGCCUUGCCAUGUGUUCUUGGCUACUCAGGCUUGCCUGCAGCUUCCUUGCACUUUCUGGGAAGUGGCUGCCAGCCCUAGUGGGUUCAGCACCAACUCCCAUGAAGUGCUAAACCAAAGGAAGCCGCCACUGGAGUCAAGGCUUGUCUUGCUCCUCUGGGACCUGGAGGGAGAUGUGUAGAUCUCAUCUAAGGUGGGAGCUUGGCAAGGUGGGAAGCAAUUCUGGAGUGAUUAAAGGUGCUUGAAGUGGAGAUACUGCCCUGCUGCUGCCUGAGGCUCAACAGUUAGAGCAUCUGCCUCCUGUAGGAGCUUCGCUUUUAAUCUUCUAACUGCCUGGUUUCUCUGGUGUCCAUACACCAGUCACUCCUUGCAGCAGCUGUAAAGCACUCCAGAGCUCACUGAGUGUUUUCAUAUGAAGUGGACAAGUCUGGCCAAGAGACUCCUGUGUGGUUUCUUACUAGAAUUAGCAAAUGCUGCCUCCCUCAGUUCCCUUGAGGCAGAGAGAUGGGAAGAAGAGUGACACUAGUUCGAACACUUUUUGGUCUUGGCAGAUGGUCGUAACUGGUGUACAAGCAGGUAAUUGGGGUGGGGGGAGCAAGGCUUGGAGGAUCCAGUGUUGGAUCCUGCUCUUUGUGAGUCUAACCUGAAGUGCUCUUUGCUCACUGCGCUGCCUUCACACCCCUGCUUAGUCAGGUGCAGGAUGGGAUCUUGCCUUGCAGGACUGUCCUUACUUUGUGUUUAGGUGUGGAGAAGGGUGAGCAGCUUUUCCUCUUCUACGAGUAUGUUCUGCUCUUGAUGUAUUUUGCAGUGUGCAGAAAUCAAGGAUUUCUGGGAUAAGGCCCUCGAGUAGCAGGAAUAUCACUUCUGUGCCAGACUGAAGAAGGGGCUUGUGUGCCCCAAAAUUUGUCCAGUUUUGGACACACAUUUUCAUUCCUUCUCCCUGUGUCUUCCAUAGUCUACAGUCUCAGACCU